AGAAGUUUAGAUUCUUGAGGAUGUCUUUAUUCAUCAGCGGCCAACGAUUUAAGAUCUUGGGGUGGCUUCUUUUUCAAUCACUUUCGAGAUUUGUUGCAGCCCCUUUUCUUUUCUGAGUGGUGGCUUUGAUGUGUACUUCUUAAUUAAAAGAUACUAAUUUUAUUUUUGCCUAAUUAGCUCGAGCAUUCAGUAGCAAAUUCAGCCGCGCACAUGAACAUUAAAGUGCUGAAAUGACCAGCAGUCCUCGGAGUCAAUAGAUAGAAUCACGCCGCUGCAAUAGAUGGGGGAAAUAAUUAGUUUGUGCCAGUCUCUCAGCAAAUCUGGCACCGUGUUGAUGCAGUGCACUAGGCAAGCCAGGCGAUUGUGGUUUUCCUUGGGUGUCAGUAAUGCCUGCGGGAGGAUCUUUGCGACUCACACACUGGCGCGAAGUAAGCAAAGCAGAUUAACGAGGACGGGCGUUUAUCGAGUGCGGAAGUAUUCGCUCAACACCCUGAUCUCAAUUUUUCAGCUUGGCGUCGGAAGCUUUAGAAGAUCAGGGAGUGCGCACGCCGUGGACUUCCGUUCGUAUGUCUUACAGGUUCUUUGAUCGCUUUCCUUGAGUCCCCCUUUCACCUUCUCCUUCUUUAAAAAACUGGCACCAUCAAGCAGGCUUUUUGUCUUUCUUCGUGUAAAAUGUGUUUCGCCACCUCUCUCCUUCCAUCUAGCCACCUCUCCUGGGCGAAGAUGCAUCUUUCUCCUUCCAGUAAUCCGCAUCUCCAUGCACCGUGGCCAGCGCAGCUACAGUGGAUCUUCUCCAUUUCAGUAAUGCGACGCCACAUCUUCUCCAGUAGUCCGCACGCCCCUGCAACGUGACUGGCGCAGAUAGGGUCGAUGCUGGGGUUUCAAGGUUGUAGCUUAGGGCUGUUUUUUUGACCCGAUGUAUAGAAACUUCGCGUUUCCACAUCCAGUAUGCUCCCCGACCCUGCGUCCCGGUGCAGCCGAGACAUCAAGCCCGAAAACAUCUUGUACAAGAAGCUCGCUGAGGGGAAAACUCUUGCGGUAGUGGCCGACUUUGGGAUUGCGUGCAUUCUUAAAACGUUUGCGGGUAUGCCUAAUCAAGGCCAAGAGCGCCUGCUCGCUUGUUCUGACUCUCGGGAGGUAUUUGGUACAUAUAUUCAUUCAUUAGGUCGGAGGGUAUUCGGUACACGAAGAUACAUGUCGCCUGAUCACUAUAGGGGAGGCUUGCGACGAAAUCCUAAAGAAAUUUGUCCACGCCGCGGCGAUUUAUAUAGCUGGGGAAAGACAAUGAACAUCAAAGUGCAGUAGAAAUGACCAGCAGUCCUCGGAGUCAAUAGAUAGAAUCACGCCGCUGCAACUACGGACGGUAGCGAGGUGCAAGAUUUUUGCGGUUCUCGGAACGAUCUCUGCGUGUCUCGUUGCUGCUGCACCCGAGGAAAAUGGCAAUGGGCGCGCACGACGCGGAAAACAAUUUGCUGCUCACGGAAGUGGAAAACGCGACUGUCAAUGGUAUGCGAGAUGAAAGAAAAUGCACGACGACCGUUGGACUGGAUGAGUCCCAUUUCACCACUUCUUGUACCACGACACCUACUUUUCUUGCACCCACGAGCCGCGUCCCGACUUUGCCUUUGCUAGGUGGACAAGCACAAGUGGCAUCAAAGCAUGAGUUAGUACAACAAGAGGAUGAAAGUAGAAUUUUUUUGCAGCAACGAGCGACCAAGCUUGACGUCAUGCUGUUAAUAGAAAUCGUUGAACAGAGGUGGUACUUCUGCUGCGCCGCAGAUAAUAGCUGUGCGAACAAGGGGCAUGAAGAAGAAGAUAACCAAAACUCAACGCGUCGGGAUCAUUUUUCUUCUGUUCCAUACACAAGAAGGGUUACGUGCCCGACGAGCUUCGCACCCAGAUCUUCCGGAAGUUAAGGGCAAGACAAGAAAACCGCACCUGCUUCGACUGCCCGGCGAGAAAUCCGACCUGGCUCUCGCUCAGCCAUGGGUAAGGAGGACUAUUUGGUGCUUGCUACGUUCAAGAAAAUCUUCACAUCCCAUGCGCCGGCUUUUGAAGGUCAUGCAUGGCACUGUACUAUCGGCACAGGAGGAUAACUACAUCACCGAAAGUUUGAUGAUACGUAUGGUGAUAAUUUCUUUCCCGCUAUCAGGACUCGUUUCGUUUUUUUGGAGAUCAAUGUGACAAAUAUUACACGUGAAGGGCAGGAGCCAGUUCAUUGAGUUCAUGGAAAAAGACUGGAAUUUUGCUCACACCAGGUGCUACGUGUGCCUCGUCUGCUCUGGGGAGCACCGCCGCAUGGGGGUGCACAUAAGUUUUGUGCGGAGUGUUGAGCUGGACAGCUUCACCAAGGAGCAAUUGGUGCAGAUGAUUGUGGGCGGAAACGGAAUAUCCUGGACAAAAACUAGGAGUACCCACGCCAGAGUUGUGCUGGUCAUGCAGAUUUGCAUCUACAGGGACUGAACAUUUGUGAUGCGCUGCGUCCCCAUGUUUGAACGUUUUAGAAAAUGCGUAAUGCUGUAAAUAAGAUAAGCAGAUGGCUCCUUCGCAAUGCGCUUGCUCGUCAGUACUGCACGACGGACCGGAUCAUUUUGUCACGCGUGACUCCUCCGUCCCAAACCUCAUGAGGUUGUCUUGCAGAAAUCCCACUUUGACAAUAGGGUGGGUAAGCACGUUUUUACACCGGAUACGGAAAGGCGCGGAGCUAUCUAAAAUCCAUCGGCAUCGAGGGGAAGAGGAAAGAUGCCGAUGGCAGCGGCAGGAAGGUAUAGUUUUGGCACAACACCUAUGGUCAUUCGGUUUGCAAAAUUGUUCACUGAGAAAGUGUGUAACUUUUCUUGCUGCUCAUGGAUAAGAUAUUACUUCAAGAGGAUUCGGAGCUCAAGUCCUUCCAGCAAUUGUGAGUUUUAGUACACAUGAUCAAGAACACAACACAACACAGUGCGACUACUACGACAAAAGCACUCUGUAUCCGAGCAAGAAACCAACUGCGCGGGGGAGGUGUGUUGAACAACUUCUGCCGUAGAGAAUAGUAAGUAUGUAAGUUCUCGUACUCGUUCCAGAAAUGAAGAUGUACCUCCUGGUAGAAGUACUUCCAUGCGCUGAAUUUUUCUGUGUAGUAUCUAUCAGUACUGAAGCAGUGCUAUUGAGUCGUAAUCCGUCAUCAUGCUGGUCCAUAUUCGAAAGAAGCUAAGAGUCCGUGUGGUAGAAGGGUUUUGCAAAGGCAGAAGAAGUUCUUUCAGUGCACGACCUCUCUUUUUCCUUGCAUACCCGAAAGUAUCGCCAGCAGCUGGAAAAGGAAACGCACACGCAAUGCAAGGUGAGUGAAAUUAUAAUGUUGGUACUGUUUCACUUUCAGUUUCUGAACAAUCUAGUUUGAAGAUAUGAUCCUGGGAGGUUAACAUCAACGUGAGCCCAUAAAAAUUUUUACACUCAAUCACUCAAUACGCCCCUGCAGGCGCUGGGUAUACAAGUCGCUGCUGCAGCUGCGGUAUGAGAGUGCACAACUUCCCCUCCCCCUCAUUUGUCAUGCAAAAACGAAACUCCAGCUGCUGCGUCAGCACGCUAUCUUGCAUGACAAAGUGGGAAUGAACCCAUACAGUACUACAGUCUGCGCGAAUAUUCGUCGUGCAGAAGCUACAUUUGUUUCUGCCCUGAUCUCUGUUGCUGUUCAUCCCUUCCAACGAAAGGGAGGGAAAUUUGCUCACUUCCAUAUGCGGCGGCCGGCGGCCCCUCCCCACCCACCUCGAGCUUCGAGCCCGCGACAAGCUCCACGUUCCCGCAGCCCGGGCAACAGACACAGCCCCCACCAAUGAUCUCCACAGCGCUGACCGACUCCAGCACGAAGCCCCUCUCUAUCAAAAGGAAAAAUCCCCCCUCCCCAUGCUGAAAACGCAUCCUUCUGAAAAUUUGUCAUGCAGAUUUGUGAUCACAAAUCGGGUCUGUCUUGCAACAAGGCACACUCAGGCUGUCCGCCCCGUUAUGCAGGCGAUUUGUAAUGGUGUACGGCCUACAGGGUAGCCGUCUACCAUGCUAGGCGCCUACACCAAAAGGCCGCCUCCUAGGCUCAAGAUCUGCGUGCGUUCCUCUUCUGCGACACAAAUUUGAUUUGCGUAUCCAAACCCGGCAUCAGAAAUUUCGUUUUGAUAUGGGGAGGGGGGAGCUUUCCUUUGGAUACUCUCGGCGGAGAACACACCAACGGCCAACGAAUUGGCGAACGAGCUCUAUCCUGUGCAGAAAAAAUCUCGAAGAUGUCCCCAGCGCCCCAGCGUUGGCAUGCAGGUUUGAACGCUCAGCGCAUCUCCCGCACGCGCCUUCUGAAAUGCAGGGCGGCUUCUACUAGUAGUCGUUUGUGAAAAUACUCUUUGUCAUGGUCAAGAAUUAUACUACGACUAAUAUGUUGAGAAGGAGAGUUGUCAUUGGGUGAAGAGGACCGCAGAACAAAUCCUUCCAAAUCUUGUUCCAAGACUUGAGUACCUCACACGGGGUGGACCUCGAACUUGGCCAUCGGUUGUUCGUGCUGGAUUGUAGUAAGCACGCGUGUCGUUUUUGCACAGGAUAGGCCCUUCAAAGGCUUCAACAAACCUGCCGUGGGGAUAACGGAUAGCCAAAACGGCCCUCCGGGAGGUGGCACUGGCACAGCUGCCCAGGCUGCGCCGGUGUUGUCGACCAUGAGUCUCCCGCCCGGGAGAACCUCCUCCCACGUCAGCGACCACCAACCCACACUAGCGACGGAAACCACGCACUUCGCGGCCAGUGGCGGAGGCAAAAUCGCCACAGCGAAAGCAAUAUCAAUUGCAAGUAUGUCUGGAUGUCUGGAAGGUCGGAACUUGUGAUGCUGUCUUUGGACUCUAAAAAAAUCUGCAUUUUUGCAGGGCCAGCAAUAAGUGGAGUCCAGUUCUUUGUGCAACGCGGGGAGCGCAUUUCUCAUGCAGAAUGGGCAUCAGGAAGGGUUCUAAAAAUCUGUGAUGCUAGGGCAUAAAUCCCAGACAAUCAUGGGUCAUGCAAAAUAUGCAUGACAAGCCUGGGCUUGGCAAUCUUCCAGACGCAGACAUAUUUGCAAUGCAUAAGCAACGGAACUCGCGGACGAUUUCGACUUCGACUUUUUCGAACAGGUAGAAAAAUUAUAAAGUACAACUAUAAAAAAAGAAAAUAUGCUUCAGCUUCUGCCUGGCGGUCCAGUUGAUACGCCAGGGAUGUUGCUGUGUCAUGCGGUACUACGUAUCAAGAAUGGGUUGUGUAAGAUCAUCGUCCUGCGCUAACGAGCCCGUUAACGAACCCCCACCCCUUGGGAGAAAGACCAAUGAUAGUAAUGCACGCACAUCCACGAUUCCAUCGAGUUGAAAGAGAAGUUGAAUCGGAAACAGGAUAAUGCGUUAUACUGAUACUGAUACUGAUCAUCAUUAUGGCUGAUGAUUGAUUUUUGAUCACGAUUCGGAUUCCGAUUCCAGGCCAAGGAAAUGACAGAGCAACUAACUAAGUACCUUGCUCAUCUACGUCUUUAGUUUCCUUCUGGAUUCCUCAACUACAUUGUUACAGGAAGCGACAAAACCGAUAGAGACCAAAGUUUUGGACUCCAGGCCUGUCGAAGCCACAUAUGGACUGCCGGACUCCACGCCAGCGCUUAUGCACUGCAAAAAUCACUUACGAGACCAGCGCAAGAACUAUUUCUACACGCACGGAAGUAUCAAUGUGUAGUGCAAGACAAAAUUUUGCAUGAUACUUUGACAAAGCUAGUGCAGUCGCGUGAUUACGACAAAGUUAAUAACUCCACAAGAAUACUUGAUUGGAUAUAUUUAUGAUGGCGACAAUGACAACUUAGUUACUGGCACGGAUGACAGCAUUCUCGUAGAAUAAAGUACGCGCUCUCGAAGUCCGCGGGGCAAUUUUUGCAGGGCAUACGUCCCGUCCCAAUACAGGCUCAAACAGUGGCCGACCAGGAGAUAGUAUCCAGGGAAAAAAAGUGCGUCUAGUCGUGUAUGUAUACUUGUUUACAGCAGUUGCUGUACAGCUACAGCAUUACAAUUUUGUUCUGCGAAGAAAACUCCAGAUGACGAAUUCAAUCCGGGAAAGCAAAUCCAAGUGAACAGCUAGUGGGAGCGGCAUGAACAACAUACCGUGGCUACAAAGUACGUGGUGUCGCUGCGAAACUCGUACAUAUGUACCACUUCGAGGACGAGAAUUAUUUUAGCUUAUUGUAUUGAUUUAAGUGUCAUCUGGCAUCGUCGUGCAAAACAAACUGGUUACACAAGAACUGGCGCAAUUUCUUUUUUCUGCCGGAUACACGAGUAAGCCCCAGGUGUUUGGGUUCGGCGCGCCAGCUAUGGAAAGCAAGUAUCUCGUACUGUGGAUCUGAUCUGGAGUAGGCAGGCUUACUGCUCUGGCGCAUCAAAGUGCUGCAUGGAAUAAAUGGAAUAAAAUCUAACGAAACCGUGGAUGUCUCCUGCGUCACCACGACACUGCUACAAGUGGUAGCUGCACCACCUCCAACUACAGCGUUGAUCUGCUUGCAUCUUCCGUGCUCUAUUGCCAAUGUAAUGCAUCAAAGAGGUAUAAUUCGCACAGCGUGGUGCAAGAACUACCCAAGCUAUCUUAAAAAUCCCUUGCAAGAAACGCUCCAUACACUGUUGACGAAGUAUUUGCUGUGCAUAUCAACUGCAGCUGCGCCACCGGCACCAGUCGCUGUUUCCGCGCAACUCAGCCAGAAAAAGGGGUUCGGGUACUUACUUUUUUCCGUUGCUUUCUGUAAAUGUUGUUUGACUGUUGACGGCGCGAGGGACCAUGCAGAAAAACAUGAUAGAAUAAGUACCAAGAGUUAAGUACCUAUUGUUUUUAUUAUGUUCCUCGCGUGCUGGGGCAGAGACAAAGCAAAUUAAUAUCUACAAAAAAAUGAACAAACCACGCAACCCUCAGGUCCGACGACCUCUUUUCCAACGGCGCGGUCUCCAAUGGGGCUCCGCAGGCGAGUAUGCAUUGCAAAUAUGUCUGGGUCUUGAAGAUUUGGGGAGUUUGUCAUGCUAGUCUGGCACGCCUCCGCGCUCUGUAUUGCGUGGUCACGAAGAAUUCCUCCUGUCUGUAAUGCGGAAUAAACGCAGUUCUUUCUCAUGCAGAAUGCACAAUACAGAGCCACGAAAUCGAAAAUAAGAUCUGUAGUGCUUCGCGAUGCAUUACAGUGCGCUUUCAUCAUUCAUUGACAUGCAUCACAAGUUUCCAGUCGUAUUUGCAUUUGAUAGCGAGCGCCGACCCCUUCUUCCGAAACAAGACCGCGUUCGGAUCGGCGGCGCUCUUCGGGCAGGACGAGGCAGAGCCGCGGUCGCAUAUCCUGUGCAAAAGUAUCGUACUCGUACUAAUUGCUUUUAUGCAUUACAAAUCUUUGACUUAAGGCAAAGAAAUCCGCAUUACAAAUUCAAUUUGUAAUGCUGAGCUACUUUGUGUUGCAAUUUAUACUAGUGCGGUGCUUUUGCAGUGUAUAUCGCAAGGCAGCGACAAACUGGCGCAGUACAUGGACAAGGGACAGGAGAUGGCAAGGCAGGGCGCGGUAUCAAAUGUAAAAAUGUCUGGGUCGGGAAGAUUGCAACUUGUCGUGCUGUUUUUGGACUCUAAAAAAAUUUGUAUUGCCUGGCCAGCAAGAUGGGCACAGCUUUUGCUACACAGACAGGCCAUUUCUCAUGCGGAAGGUGCAUCAGGGAGCCCUCUAAAAAUCUGUGAUGCUAGUUCAAGCAUUACAGGUAUCAUGGGACAUGAGAAAUAUGCAUGACAAAUCUUGCAUUCUUCCAGACCCAGACACUUUUGCAUUUGAUACGCGGAAAAGAUGAAAGACAUGCUGUCGAACUACUUGAAGCGGUAAAAAACAUCAAGAUCUGAUGUUGAGCGCCUGUCGAGACGACAAAAAGUUCUGAUGAACACCUUCUCUAGUACUUACUUGAUGCGACUACUCCUUCCUCUGUUGCCCCCUCCUCUUACGGCAGGAAGCUUUGACUUUUAUAUAUCUUCUUUUACACAAUCACAACAUCUUUGUCCUCGACCUUUAGUUAGUAGCCGGCUCCAGUUCUUUCUCCUGAACAAAAAAUGUCAACGUCGACGGACUGAAUGUGAUGCAAAGUUGUUUUCUACCCUAAAUAAACAGGACUUGAUAUAAUUGUACAAGAAUGUAGCGGCGUUGGAAAUUUAGAUUGCCUGGUGCUGCUGUGUGCUAUGAAAAAAACAAGGUCACUUGGUCGUCACGUGGAGCUGCAGGUUACGUAGCCUGCCACUAUCCACAGCGACGUAUGAACAACCUCCUAGAUUACAACCUUCUGAAAGCAUUUUCUACACUUGCUUACUUUCGAAGAAGAUGAAAAAGCAGGAAGGCAAGAGCGACUCCAAUUGCUCUAUUUUUGUCUGCUGGAAGGAUGAAAUAAAUAUAAAAUACUACGAAGCGACCUCCUGUUUUUUGCCGGAUGAUUAUUCACGCCACACUUCUUGUCCACAGCAAAUCUUGUUUUCAACAGGAGAUCUUCCGAUUGCUUUUGUUCCUUGUACCCACUGUAUUUAUCACGCAAAUAUUAAAGCACAAUUGGCUUGCCUAGAAAAGCUUUUUCGUUGCAGCCCUCACUAUAAGAGAAGUUGUAAAGAGUAGUGGCUCUUUCUUUCUUGUAUUACACUUUGAAACUUGAAUAAUGUGAAUCUGUAUCUACUUUGCCUUUGGGCACCAUCAUCCCACCGCUGUCCAGUCGCAGCUGUGGUCAUCCGUGUUGGUCAUGAUCCGUGUGGGUACUACUAUGGAACGGUUCCUUGACCGACGUCGAGGUUUUUUCAUGUACAAAAAGUAUUCUUUAUGUCCGGGGGAAGAUAUUUAGAAGACAACAGAAGCAAACGACAAAAUUAGAAGGGACUAGUACAGGCAGUACACAACGAACAACAAGUAGAAUCUGUCCGCGCCAGAAGCAGAUAUUUGUUGAAAAACUACUAGGUAGCGCUCCUGCGGCCACCAGGCAUCUUUACAACUAACACAGGUCAUCCCGCCCCUCCACAAAACCCUUGCUGCCCCCUCCCCUGCCCCGAUGAAUUUUUGAAAUUGUCGCGCUUUUUGAUCCUCGAGGACCUCCAAAUGGAACCUACUUCAACAGCACUGCAGGACUUCUUUUCGUUGGACAAAAUAACGAACGCGACCGCCGAGGAAUGUUGCGAUCAUUUUGAGAUGACAUCCAGAGAGAAAAGGAUGAACGAAU
Molecule: messenger RNA, 9209 nt
Organism: Amoebophrya sp. A120
Lineage: Eukaryota; Dinophyceae; Syndiniales; Amoebophryaceae
Source: the annotation of a GenBank genome assembly